UAGCAAUUCCUCUGUAUGUGGCUGUCCGAAAACAAAUGUGGCUGUCCCUCCCUUUUUCCCCCAACCCUGCGUAAAAAUAAAAUUGCUUGGCUAUAUUUGGAGAGAGCUGAUGUCACAAGUGGUUUGAGCAGAGAGUUUAUAAACUGUGACAUCCUGACAAACCAUCAGACUGCUCAACAGACAGACGAGGACGAAACGCUACACCCAGAAGUCAUCAGCACCAGAAACACCAUGUAUCACCUGAGAGUGCCUGUGUUUCUCCUGGCGGCGCUUGUGUUGCUCCGCUGCAUCGCAGCCGCUCCAAGCCUCAGGUACUUCAGUUCCGGUUCCUCCUCCUCCGACGACAAGCAAGAAAAUGCUCUUCCAGACAAGGAGAGCAGGUCACUGCCUGAGCUAAUCGCCGACCCGUUCUCCGGCCUUAUGGGCGCGCGGCCUGAGAGGGGACUCACAGCAACGAACAGUCAUCACGUACAGAAGAGAAAGUGUGACUUAGGUACCUGUCAUAGAGAGAGGUUAGGACACGACUUGAUGGUUCUAGCUGGCAGAAAAGAAAAAAAAACAGACGUGGGAGAGAACUCAUUCGGCAAGAGGGAGAUACAUCUGCCUCCCGCCCAGCUGCCAUAGGGGAACUGGCCCAGAGGAGCCACGACUCCUAUGUAGUACAAACUGGGAGAAUACCCCAGUGACCUAAUGAUCAUGUGUAACAGUGAAUGAAUGAAUGAAUGACGACUCUGAUGAUAAAUCACAUCAUAAGAUGAUUUUUAAAAAAUCAUUUUAUAAGCUUCGAGACUACAGUGCCUUUGAUCUAAGCCUUCUGAAUCCACGUAUGUUUUCUUCCAGCUUUGUGAAUCUCGUAAAUCACAGCACUAAUGAAAUGAAGAAACAUGUAGCUGCUC
Messenger RNA from Xiphophorus couchianus (Monterrey platyfish), 896 nucleotides. RefSeq lists its product as uncharacterized. Gene Ontology annotation, cellular component: extracellular region. The record is from RefSeq and is a predicted model, not a curated record. Gene Ontology annotation, molecular function: hormone activity. NCBI's taxonomy places the organism in Eukaryota, Metazoa, Chordata, Actinopteri, Cyprinodontiformes, Poeciliidae. The transcript has 4 exons. Bases 16 to 624 code for a protein of 202 amino acids.